AAAAAAUAGCCUAAUGUGAAUCGAUAAUAUCCACGCUGCCAGCACUGGUAUGCUGGUUAUCGAUAAACGCAUUCCACUUUCGACGCAUACAGAAUUUGCAAGCUGCAGAAAAUUUUAGAAUACGAGGAUUAUUUGCGAUAUAUUGGCAAAAAAGAGCUGCUGUUGUCUUUGAAGCAAGCAGAAGAGAUCCGCACAACCAAAUUACAAGAAAGUUCUCAGGCAGCACCAACCGAGGAAAGAGCACCGGAAGAGCCGCCCAUGAGUAGUCAUCGAGACGGAGCCGGAGCCGAUCGAAUCACAAUCAAAAUCCACAACAUGAAGCGCAGCGCCUCGCGCUCCCCGGGUCCGGCCGCCAGGAGCAGUUUGUCGCGCAACUCGCGGAGCAUGGGUCGUGGCUACGACAACGGAAGCGGGGUGCCGGGCGACUCUCCGGAGCGCCUGUCGCCGGAGCGCAUGCGGCGCCGCUUGGAACGCUCGCCGAGUCCACGUGGCCGCUACGGCUCUCCGCACCGGGAGCCCUACUUGCGUGGUCCUCCACCCGCUGAGCGACCCGCUGCCUACAAAGUCCUGUGCGUUAGCGCUCUGCCGCCCAAGGCUCCGGACGAGUUCAUCGAGGAGACCCUGUACCGCGAGUACAAGAAGUUUGGAGACUUCAGUGUGCGACUGGCUCAUGAUCUGGAUGAAAGGGUGGCCUAUGUCUGCUUCCGGACUCCGGAGGAUGCGCGCGAGGCCAAGCACCACAAGCCGCGCCUCAUCAUCUACGACAAAAUGGCCAUAGUGGAGCCGGUGUACAAGUCCACGACUAGACCGGAGUAUAGACCUCGCGGGCACUCCAUGUCCCCGCCAGACUACGAGCGCUAUCAUUACUCUCGAUCACCCAUGGGCCCGGGGGCUCCUCUGGAUCACCGCCGGCCCCCGCUUGAUCCCUAUGAUCGCUACGGUCCUCCCCAUAUGCAUCCGCAUGCUGUACAUCCACGGGAUUACCGGCCAAUGCACCACGACUAUCCACAUCCGCCACGCGGUCCACCUCUACAUCGCGGCGGCCAUCCGCAUCACCUCCAUGGUCACGCUCCACCCCAUCAGUAUGCUCCAAUGAGGCCGCUAGCACCGCGUCCACAUGCUCCUUACGAAAAGCCAGAAAGCAAAAAGGACAAGUUCCCCAACUACUUGCACCACGUGCAGCCCGAGGAUGAUCCCCUUUCCACGCGGACUCUGUUUGCGGGAAAUCUAGAGGUGACCAUUGCCGACGACGAGUUGCGUCGUAUAUUCGGAAAGUAUGGAGUGGUGGAUGAUAUCGACAUCAAGCGUCCACCGCCUGGCACGGGCAACGCCUUCGCUUUUGUCCGCUACCAGAAUCUGGAUAUGGCUCACCGGGCGAAGAUCGAGCUUUCCGGCCAGUACAUUGGCAAGUUCCAGUGCAAGAUCGGAUACGGCAAGGUGACUCCGGCAACUCGAAUGUGGAUUGGAGGCUUGGGCGGUUGGACCUCAGUCACCCAACUGGAGCGCGAGUUCGAUCGUUUCGGCGCGAUCAAGAAGAUCGAGUACCAAAAGGGCGAGCCGUACGCUUACAUUCAGUAUGAGACGGUGGAGGCGGCCACGGCGGCGGUGAAAGAGAUGCGAGGAUUUCCACUGGGCGGACCGGAGCGUCGUCUUCGCACGGACUUCGCUGAACUACCGGGCGCCACACCGGCACCACCAUUUAAGGGCUCCAAGCCGCCAUAUGACGAAAGUGCGUUGGAGUACCGGCGUCCGGAAUAUGAUCCGUACUACGAGGAGUCGGCGUCCUACGCACCGCGAGGGGGUUACUCUCCGUAUCCACCCAGGGGUGGUUACCGUGGACGUGGUGGCUAUCGCGGAAGGGGACGCGGCAUGUAUCACUAUCACAACGAUGUUCAUAGGCCGCCGCAUCCUGGAUCCUUGGGUGGGUCCUCGUCGUCGGUGCCGCCUCCUGGAGGAGUGGAUGAUGAGUGGCGACGCCCACCUGGAGAAUCCUACGACAGGGGAGCGCGCUCCAGCUCUCGAGAGCCUGGCGUGGAGCGUUCUCGGUCCAGAUCGCCUUUGAAGCGGGCUCGCUCUCCCGGAUCCGAUUCCGACACUUCGACUCGCCGCAACGACGCCCUUGGAUCGGCCAGUACGGUGCCGGAGGUGGCUCGCAAGUGCAGUACGGUGUGGACCGGAGCUCUGAUCCUUAAGAGCUCUCUGUUUCCAGCCAAAUUUCAUUUGACGGACGGCGAUACGGAUAUCGUCGAGUCGCUGAUGCGCGACGAGGAGGGCAAGCACAACCUACGUAUCACACAGCGAUUGCGCUUGGAUCCGCCAAAGCUGGAUGAUGUGCAAAAGCGAAUUGCAUCAUCGUCGUCGCACGCCAUCUUCAUGGGCUUGGCUGGGUCCACGAUUGACACCAAUUGCGACGAUGCCAGCGUGCAGACGCGUCCGCUGAGAAACCUGGUCUCUUACCUAAAGCAGAAGGAGGCGGCUGGCGUCAUAUCUCUGCUAAACAAGGAGACGGAGGCCACCGGUGUGCUGUACGCUUUUCCCCCCUGCGACUUCUCCACAGAGCUUCUGAAGCGCACAUGCCAUAGUCUGACAGAGGAGGGUCUGAAGGAGGACCACCUGGUCAUAGUGGUUGUGCGCGGUGGAACGGCCUAAGGUGGAGCAGAAGCGGUGGGGAGGAGAGGCGGGUGCUGGACAAACUGGAGGUAAUGACUAGCCACAGUGCUCAAGAAGAGGGUCCACCCCACAUAACUAUAACAUAGCAGUCGUAGUCGUAUCUUAGAUGGCCUGGCCCCUCGAAAGGAGGAGGACAAAGAGGGUCACAUACACGCAUGGGUCGUGUAUGCUCAUCCUCCAAGCACCGCACACACACACAUAGACACACAUGAUGCACACAUCCAGAGACAUGAGCAGAACCGAGGAGAUAUCACCCACACCUCAUGACCCCUAACCCCUAGCGUAUUGAUUAACCAUUAAUUAACCUUCUUUUGCAGACAGGAUCUCUCUUUAUGGUUUCAUUUCAAGUUCUCGAUGUGUUAGUGCCAGUGAAGUUCAUACAUCCUUUUAUUAUUGUGCUAAAAGUUCAAGAAAGUCGAUCAAGAUUGUAUUUAAAACCAAACCUGCAAUUUUUUCAAUUUUAUUAUGUUAAAGUGUACAACUGAGAAUGAAAAGAACAUGAGUAAAAAGAUAACAUUUUCCAAAAA
Drosophila biarmipes is the source of this 3197-nucleotide messenger RNA. RefSeq names its product RNA-binding protein spenito (gene nito). Gene Ontology annotation, cellular component: nucleus. The record is from RefSeq and is a predicted model, not a curated record. The transcript is spliced from 3 exons. NCBI's taxonomy places the organism in Eukaryota, Metazoa, Arthropoda, Insecta, Diptera, Drosophilidae. Gene Ontology annotation, biological process: regulation of alternative mRNA splicing, via spliceosome. Gene Ontology annotation, molecular function: mRNA binding. Bases 259 to 2649 code for a protein of 796 amino acids.